Glycine soja is the source of this 1657-nucleotide messenger RNA. Its product is annotated as probable indole-3-pyruvate monooxygenase YUCCA4. Bases 181 to 1395 code for a protein of 404 amino acids. NCBI's taxonomy places the organism in Eukaryota, Viridiplantae, Streptophyta, Magnoliopsida, Fabales, Fabaceae. The transcript has 4 exons. Gene Ontology annotation, biological process: auxin biosynthetic process. Gene Ontology annotation, molecular function: monooxygenase activity; flavin adenine dinucleotide binding. The record is from RefSeq and is a predicted model, not a curated record. Gene Ontology annotation, cellular component: endoplasmic reticulum membrane.
UGCAUUAAUUAAAAACCCUUUUUUCUAUUUUUUUUUUCACUUUCUCAUUUCCCCACUUCACACUCCUUUAAAUUCCCACAAGAAACCGAGGUUCCAACCUCCACUUUUCAGCUCCUCAACUCUCUCACCCUUUGGUUCCACUACAAUUUUUUUCCUUCCUUAUCUAUCUAUCUAUCUUACAUGGGUCGUUCUUGCAACAAAUCCCAACAACAACAUGUUGAAGGCCCUAUCAUUAUAGGUGCUGGUCCUUCGGGCUUAGCCGUGGCUGCGUGUCUCUCAGAAGAUAAAGUUCCUUUUGUGAUUCUUGAGAGACACAACUGCAUAGCCUCCCUUUGGCAAAACAAAACCUACGACCGUCUCAAACUCCACCUCCCUAAACAGUUCUGCGAGCUUCCCUUGAAGGGCUUUCCCCACACUUUCCCAAAAUACCCCACAAAGUACCAGUUUAUCUCCUACAUGGAGUCCUAUGCUUCACACUUCAACAUUCACCCCAUCUUCAACCAAACUGUGAAAAGUGCUGAGUUUGAUAAAGGGUCAAAUGUUUGGGUUGUUAGAACUGAAGAGUUCGAGUAUUCUUCUCGCUGGCUAGUGGUGGCCACUGGAGAAAAUGCUGAACCUGUUGUGCCUAGGAUUCAUGGGAUGGAGCUUUUUGGUGGUGCUGUUGCUCACACUAGUGUGUAUAAGUCUGGCUCUGAGUAUAGGAACAAGAAGGUUUUGGUCAUUGGGUGUGGCAAUUCGGGUAUGGAAGUUUGCUUGGACCUUUGUAGACACAAUGCCAAACCUUACAUGGUUGCUAGAAAUACAGUACAUGUGCUUCCUAGGGAGAUGUUAGGCUUCUCAACGUUUGGGAUAGCUAUGGCGCUCUAUAAGUGGUUUCCCAUUAAGUUAGUAGACAAGAUCAUCUUGCUUGCAACAAACUUAAUCUUGGGCAACACCAAUCACUACGGCAUCAAGAGGCCCAAAACCGGCCCAAUAGAGCUCAAACUCGCCACAGGGAAAACUCCAGUCCUGGAUGUGGGUCAAGUUGCACAAAUAAAAUGUGGUAACAUAAAGGUGAUGGAGGGUGUGAAGGAGAUAACAAGAAAUGGUGCCAAAUUUAUGGAUGGAAAAGAAAAGGAAUUCGAUGCUAUAAUCUUGGCAACAGGAUACAAGAGCAACGUGCCUACUUGGCUCAAGGGAUGUGAUUUUUUUACGAAAGAUGGAAUGCCGAAAACGCCCUUUCCUCAUGGGUGGAAAGGAGAGCAGGGAAUGUAUACGGUGGGGUUCACAAGAAGAGGUCUUCACGGAACGUCGUGUGAUGCAAUCAAGAUCGCUGAAGACAUAGCUGAACAGUGGAGAACCGUAGAGGACAAGAGUCACUGCGAUUCACAUAUCAUCCUACUCAAUAAUUCAUAGACCUUACUUUUCCCCCCAAAUAAAAUAUGCAAGUUUUUAAGGUAAAAAAAAAAAGAAAAAUUGGAGAAGGAGAAAUAUGGAGUUAGGAUUACCUGGGCAAUUGGACUACUUUUUUUUUUUUUUCUUAUUACUUCUUUUUACCCUCUCUUUUCCUGGUUUUCUGUGCAUGUACAUGCAAUUUUGUAUCUUAGGAGCAUACGCUUUUCUAACCACUCAAGUUUUACUAGCCUUGUACAAAACAGUUUCAUAAAUGGAAUGGUAC